Molecule: messenger RNA, 6357 nt
Organism: Scomber scombrus (Atlantic mackerel)
Lineage: Eukaryota; Metazoa; Chordata; Actinopteri; Scombriformes; Scombridae
Gene: ext1b
Product: exostosin glycosyltransferase 1b
Exons: 11
Coding region: 1343-3565 (740 amino acids)
Cellular component (GO): membrane
Molecular function (GO): glycosyltransferase activity
Source: RefSeq, a predicted model, not a curated record
UGGAAUCCACAUAAAGAAUAAAACAGUAACUUACACAAUAAAAGCAACCAUAUGGAUGCAUGAGAUGAUGAGGUACAGUGUGUAUAAGAAAUCCAGAAUGAGGGCAAACAUGUGACUGUGUUUUAAAAUAAAAACUUCUCUGUGUUAGUGAGGUUACUGUGCUCUCUGGCUCGUCUCCAAAACAACUUCCACAGGCUUUACAAUUAGACAAUUUUUGCACAUGCGGAGGACUCCGGUUAUGAAUGGGUGCAUUCCCCCUAAGUCCCGCCUCUUCCGCUCCUGCAAGGGGGACCAAUCACCGGCUCCGGUGCGCAUGGAUGGGACGUCACGUCAGCUGCCGUCGUGUCGGGAUUGGAAUGUUACCGACUAACAAUCGGAACAACUGAGCACUCGGUAAUUGGACACUAGGAUCAAGGAAUCCCGUCUUUUUUUAAAACAUUUUUCCUCAGCUCUUCACCCGUUGUGAGCUCAGCGUUUGUUGCCCUGGUGCAGACCGGAUAACUUCCCCUCGCCGAUGCGCUUUUUUCAUUUUAUAUCAGCGCGUAUGAGGCUGUGUGUGUGGAGCUUGUAAUAAAUAAGAAGAGAAAUGCAGGGAUUCGUCAGGUUACACUUGUACCGAUGAGCUGCCCCUGUGCUACGACGCUUUCCUCCGGUUUUUCCUGCUUCUCCUCAAACGAGACUAUGGAGUGAUAAAAAAAAGAGAGAGAGAGAGAGAAGGGGGGAUAGGACGAAAUCACCCCAAGGCGUUUUUGGAUCUGAGCGCGGCGGCCACACCGACGGGGCUUUUUCUUUUUUUUUUUUUUUUCUACAUACACUCCCGGUGAAUGUGUUGCACCGAGUUUACCAUCUAAACCGGGGGUAUACCUUUCCGUCUGGGAGAGCCUCGGGGACCCCUGCCGCUGUUUAUCCGGUGGGAGAGAGAGAGUUCCCAGACGGCAGCCGGACAGUUUUCCAUUUGAAUAGCCACCACACAUGCAGUCUGAAUGAGGCUGAGAAGGAGCGCAAAGGGAAGAGAGAGUCGUGUAUGAUUUUGUCCGAGACUGAGAGUCUGAGUCCGGGCACCACUCAUCUUUUUUAUAGGUGCACCCAAGCCCCCCUGCUGUAGGCGCCGUGCGAUAUGCUGAAACUCUACAGAAGAGGGAGAAAGGGACACUACUUUUAAAAUCGCCCACAUGCACUGGAUCAAUUGCUGGAUUUGGGAACCGAAUACGCAGAAGGGGGGUUGGGGAUCCUUGGAGGCUGCCGGAGGAUGGAGCGGUGUAGCCGGGGUUGGUGAGAGCCUAACUUCGGGCCACUUUACAUUUCUUAUUCCUAAAACAACUCGCCCUUGUUUCCAGGACACAUGCAGGCCAAAAAACGCUACCUGAUCCUGCUCUCCGCCGGUGCGUGUCUAGUGCUUCUCUUCUACCUCGGAGGGGUUCAACUUCCAGCGGCGAGCAGGAGCCGGCAUGACCGCAGCCGGAAUGGGUACCGGCCCGACCAGCCCUGGCCUCACUUCUCGGACCCUUUACAACCUUUCCUGUCCUGGGAUCACACGGACACCGAGGAGUACAACCUGCACAUAUCUCCGAGGCAGAAGAGGGACGUCAACACGAGUGUUUACAAAGGCAAACGGUGCCGCAUGGAUUCAUGCUUUGAUUUCUCUCUGUGUAAAAAGAACGGAUUCAAAGUUUAUGUUUACCCGCAGCAGAAAGGGGAGAAGAUCUCAGAGAGUUACCAGAAUAUUUUAUCGACCAUAGAGGGGUCCAGGUUUUACACUUCAGACCCCGGACAGGCGUGUCUGUUCGUCCUGAGUUUGGACACGCUGGAUCGGGACCAGCUGUCCCCGCAAUACGUCCACAACCUGAAGACCAAGGUCCAGAACCUGCCUCUGUGGAACGACGGCAGGAACCAUCUCAUAUUUAACUUGUACUCGGGGACGUGGCCGGACUAUACGGAAGAUUUGGGCUUUGACAUCGGCCAGGCCAUGUUGGCUAAAGCCAGCAUCAGCACCGAUAACUUCAGGCCCAACUUUGACGUGUCCAUCCCCCUCUUCUCCAAGGAGCACCCGAGGACCGGCGGAGAUAGGGGGUUCCUCAAGUACAACUCCAUCCCGCCUUUCAGAAAAUACAUGCUGGUGUUCAAGGGGAAGCGCUACCUGACAGGUAUCGGCUCGGACACCAGGAAUGCCUUAUAUCACGUCCACAACGCCGAGGAUGUGGUGCUGCUCACCACCUGCAAGCAUGGCAAAGACUGGCAGAAGCACAAGGACGCACGCUGUGACAAGGACAACGCAGAGUAUGACAAGUACGACUACAAGGAGAUGCUCCACAACUCCACCUUCUGUUUGGUGCCCCGCGGCAGACGACUGGGCUCCUUUCGCUUCCUCGAGGCGCUGCAGGCUGCAUGUGUGCCGGUGAUGCUGAGUAACGGCUGGGAGCUGCCUUUCUCCGAGAUCAUCGACUGGAACACAGCUGCAGUCAUCGGCGACGAGAGGCUCCUGCUGCAGAUUCCAACCACGGUGCACUCCAUCCACCAGGACAAGAUCCUUUCCCUCAGACAGCAGACUCAGUUCCUGUGGGAGGCGUACUUCUCCUCGGUGGAGAAGAUAGUGCUGACCACACUAGAGAUCAUCCAGGACCGGGUGUUGGAGCACGGCUCCAGGAGCAGCCUGAUGUGGAACAGUCACCCAGGAGGACUCUUCGCCCUGCCGCAGUACUCCGGCUACCUGGGAGACUUCCCCUUCUACUACGCCACGCUGGGUAUCAAACCGUACCCCAAGUUCACAGCCGUCAUCCACGCCGUCUCCCCUCUGGUGUCCCAGUCGCAGCCUAUACUCAAGCUACUGGUGGCUGUGGCCAAGUCCCAGUACUGUGCACAGAUUAUUGUUCUCUGGAACUGUGACAAGCCUCUCCCCUCCAAGCACCGCUGGCCUGCCACCUCAGUGCCCGUCAUCGUCAUCGAGGGUGAAAAUAAGGUGAUGAGCAGCCGCUUCUUGCCCUACGAAACCAUCGUGACCGACGCUGUCCUCAGCCUGGAUGAAGACACAGUGUUGUCCACCACAGAGGUGGACUUCGCCUUCACCGUGUGGCAGAGUUUUCCAGAGAGGAUCGUAGGUUACCCUGCACGCAGCCACUUCUGGGACAGCAACAAGGAGCGUUGGGGCUACACAUCCAAAUGGACCAACGACUAUUCGAUGGUGCUGACCGGAGCCGCCAUCUACCACAGGUAUUAUCACUACCUGUACACCAACUACUUGCCCACGAGUCUGAAGAGCAUGGUGGACCAGCUGGCCAACUGCGAGGACAUCCUGAUGAACUUCUUGGUUUCUGCUGUCACCAAGCUGCCGCCCAUUAAGGUCACACAGAAGAAACAGUACAAGGAGACCAUGAUGGGACAGUCUUCGAGGGCUUCCCGCUGGGCCGAUCCGGACCACUUCGCCCAGCGCCAGACCUGCAUGAACAAGUUCGCCAGCUGGUUUGGCGCCAUGCCGCUGGUCCACUCCCAGAUGAGACUGGACCCCGUCCUAUUCAAAGACCAGGUCUCCAUCCUCCGCAAGAAAUACAGGGACAUCGAGAGGCUCUGACAGGACCGGCGCCCCCUCGCGGGAGACCCCACGCAGGGGGAGGCGCGAGAGAGAGACUCGGUGGAGAGUAGAAGGAGUAGUCGGACUACAGCGGGAUGGACAGGGAGCGACGCAGCUCUGUCUUCCACUCAGCACAUUGCCAAUGACCACAGCGCCGCCACCGCUGCCAGGACUUGACACGGGGAACGGACGAACGGGAGAAAAGCAGAUGGCGUUUUGGAUUUGAAAAAAAAAACAAAAUAAAAAGAAACAAACACAGACAGACAAAGAGAAACUGACGGACAUGCCAAAACAGUACUGUAUGUUCGCAAAUGUGCAAACACGCAGCGCACACUACUGACGACGAGAACUCUUGGAUAGAAUAUUUUUUUGUACGACACGAACGAGGACGACAUUGACUUUCCUGCUCUCUCGGCACAUGCGCAGGACGGUAGAAGAGGGAAGGUGUCCGUGAUCGCAAACCUGGCAACCCCCACCCCCUCCUAAUCCCACCCAUCACAGAUCCUCCUGCUGGUCGCCCCCAGCAACCCCGGUCUGCAUUACGACAUGAUACUGCAUUCACUACCGCCCCCUCCUCCCCCCCCUGCUUUAAAUCCUGAGAAAAGAAGAGAAAAAAGAAAACCCUCCGUUCUUUAUUAGCUGAUUUGAUUUCUGUACAAAUCAGGUCUGGUAUCACUGUUGAAACAAGAGCGUCAUCAGUUUUUAAACCUUUUUUUUUUUUGGUUUCAAGGAAAUAAAAAGUAAACAGCAUCGUCCAAACCUGUCGUUACAAUGUCCCGACAAGGUUUUUUAUAGCAAAGCAGCCAUUAUUUUCCUGGUAUUCUCAGCUAUGGAGACACAUCCGCGAGCCUGAAGUCUGAGAACAUCGUCUGUCCUCUUCUCGGUUCAUUCCUUGAUGUGCUGAUAUGGCUUCUAUAAUAGUCUAUCUGCUUCCCUGUUAUCACUGAGAUAAGAUAGAAAAACAUCUCGUUUCAUAUCCCAUUUCCCUCUCAUACUUGCCAUGACUGUACUUUUCUUUUUUUUUCCUUCCUCCACUUACUUUCAUCAUCUUUUAUUUCCCACUGCAAACUCUCUGUACUUUCAGUCCUCUGUAUGCGUGUGUGUGUGUGUGUGUGUGUGUGUGUGUACAUCAGAGUGCAUUUUCCCUCCGUUGGAAUGAGCGAAAUGAACAUUUCUGGAUGAAAUGAAGCAGAACGUUGCAUUCUAACCCAAACUCGUUUCACCCGUUUUAUUCCUUCUGCACGGCCUCAGAGCACUAUCCUUACAGGAGGAAUACAAUUUCAGACUAUAGACCAGCAUCAUUUCACAGCAGUGUUUGUAGAGAGAUUUUUUUUUUUUUUUUUUUAAUGCUGAGCGCAUCAGUGCCAUUCUGACAUCAGGUUCUGCCUUUAAAAAUUGUUUAUUGCACAUCACGUUGCCUGCAUCAGUUUGGAAACGCCUAGAUGCUCUCGUUUUUGAAAUAUCCUAGUCAUCAGUCCAAUAUGGCUCUCCUGCCUCUGUGAUUUUUUUUUUUUCUUUCUGUGACAUAUCAGAGGACCUCGGAGCCAUUAAAUUGACAAAAGGUUUUCUCCUCCAUUUGUCAGCCAGAGAUAGGUUCGGGCUUCAAUUAGGUAAACCUAUUUCAUUUGGAGUGCCGUUUUUAUUCCCGGGAGACAAGCUGUUGAUGAAACACUCUAACAUUAUGGACCAUUGUGUUGUGAAAGCGCUGACCCACAAACAUGACCCGCUAGCUAAUGCUAGCCUUGGGAGGACAGCUUCCCCUCCACUACUGCGCACACACACCCCACCCCUCCUCUCCCCUCUCUCCUCUUCUCAGCUAUUUAAAACAGCUGCAUCUCGCUCACACCGCUCACAUCACACAGCCUGACAUUUUGCACCUUAUAAACCACCUCUCAUUGGUAUCAGACUAACAGAACAAAAAUAUUAAAAUAACUGUCAUUAGGUCUGCAUGCAGCGGUGCGGCCGAGACCACAGACAGUCCACUCACAGCUUUAGUUUGCAGACACUUGAAGCGCACUUUUAGUGGCCUUUCUGUCGGGCAGGCAUUCAGCACAAUGUCUCAGCCAAAGCUGCUCUGUGUGUGUGUGUGUGUGUGUGUGUGUGCGUGUGUUAAUCAGUAGCUGUCAUCCGCAUCGCCAAUAUCAGUGUCACACGUUCAAUCAGCUGCUUUACUUUUUCAUUGAUUUGUUGCCAUUUAUGUUCUGAGUUUCUGUGAAAUGUGUUGUAAAGCCUUUACAGUGUCGACAACGGUGUCAAUCAAAAUGUUACUACAGCGAAACUAUCAUGUAACCCAGCUGGGCUCUCUUUUCUUCUGUCUUCUUUUUUUUUUUUUUUGGUCCCCAAGAUCAUUGUUUGGAAAAUCAUGUUUGUAUUUUCAUCCUGGAAAAUGUGUUCAUCGGACUUUUAAGAAGUUUGGAGUGAGAUUUGUUUGCCAGGAGAGAUUUAUUAUGUGUUACAUGUGGAGUCACAACAGACAAAAAACAAAACAAAGUUCAUCUACAGAACAGCAAAGGAGGAGGGGAAAAAAACACUCCUCACUUUGUUUGCAUCUGGUCCUGAUUUCAUUCAUCUACAGAGAACCAUAUUGUUUAAAUCCAUAUCAAGCCUUUUAUGUCUGAUUGUUUAAAUUGCUGUUGAUCAUCUCCAGAGAACCGUGCUCACCCAGCUUUGCAGAUAAUCAACAAAAAAACGCCGCCCAUUUGAAUGCCCCCCUCCCAUCCACCCACCUCGACUCUCAGCACUGUACAAUGAUAUAUAUUUAUUUUUUCUUUUUAAAAACAAAAAAAAAGAAA